Cetraspora pellucida is the source of this 128-nucleotide messenger RNA. The record is from the annotation of a GenBank genome assembly. Lineage: Eukaryota; Fungi; Glomeromycota; Glomeromycetes; Diversisporales; Gigasporaceae.
UUACUUUAAUUACUUCAGUCAUUUUAGUUACUUCAGCUACUUUACUUGGUAAAUUAUUAGUAGUUAAUAAACAAGUUUUAUUGUUACUUACAGAUGAUUCUUUCAAUUUUUGUGCAAAAUCUUUAUAA